AUGAUUGUAGAAGAUAUGCAACCAUUAUCAAUCGUAGAGAACAGUGGAUUCCGGAAACUUGUUAAUUUACUUGAUUCACGUUAUAAGCUGCCUAGCCGUAAGCUUAUUGAAAAAACGCUUAUACCAAAUUUGUAUGAAUCUACUCGUAAGAUGAUUGAUGAUAUUUUGUCUCAAACAAAAUAUGUAUCACUUACAUCAGACAUAUUUUGGACUUCAUUAAAUAUAGUAUCUUUUAUAACUGUGACUGUACAUUUUUUUGACAUCAAUCUUAAUUUGAAAACAUAUGUUUUAACUACAAGAAAACUAGAAUCUAGUCAUACAGCGCAGUACUUAUCUGAAGCAGCAAUAAAAUUAUUUAAAAUUGAUUACAUCCCAUGUGCAACUCAUAAAUUGAACAAUGCUGUGAAAAAUGCAUUAAGAAGUGAAUUUGAAGAAAGUGACAUUGACACUAAUCAAACUGAAGAAAUAGAAAUGAUGAAACUAGUUAAAAUGUGUUGUUCUAUUGUUGGACAUUUCAAGCACAGUGAGAUAUCAACUAGAACUCUUCAUGAGAAACAGAAACAACUUAAUUCUCCUGUUUUAAAACUAAAACAAGACAUAGCAAUUCGUUGGAAUAGUACACUUAUUAUGAUGGAACGUUUGCUAAUAGUUAAAGAACCUCUGAUGUUAGUUUCAAUGGGCUUAUCACGAUGUCCUUACAUGCCAACAAAUGAACAGUGGCAAGCCAUUAAUGAUUUUGUUAUACUUUUGAAACCUUUUGAAAGCUUAACAAUACAACUAUCUUCAGAACAACGACCCACCUAG
Molecule: messenger RNA, 804 nt
Organism: Aphis gossypii (cotton aphid)
Lineage: Eukaryota; Metazoa; Arthropoda; Insecta; Hemiptera; Aphididae
Product: E3 SUMO-protein ligase ZBED1-like
Exons: 2
Coding region: 1-804 (267 amino acids)
Source: RefSeq, a predicted model, not a curated record